Frankliniella occidentalis (western flower thrips) is the source of this 1342-nucleotide messenger RNA. RefSeq lists its product as uncharacterized. The coding region runs from base 442 to 828 and encodes 128 amino acids. The transcript has 2 exons. NCBI's taxonomy places the organism in Eukaryota, Metazoa, Arthropoda, Insecta, Thysanoptera, Thripidae. The record is from RefSeq and is a predicted model, not a curated record.
GCAUAUACCGGGACCAACGUACGGCCAACGUAGGGUACCCACACCUAGCGGUCCCCGUGUGGGAGGUGCGCUGAGUAGCCGAGCGGCAGCCAAUCGCAGCGCUUUGGUAUCGCCUGGGAGCCGGCCCGGCCAGAAACCACCCUGUUCGAGGCUAGGGUGCAGGCGAGCCGACGCGCGCUACAGCGGAGAGAGUAGUCUCGCUCGGGGUGUCCCUGGCCCAGGCGAUACCAGCCCGGAGCUCUGCGCAUCUCUCACACGAGGGGCGCUACCCACACCGACCCACACUCAUUAUGGCGAAACAAUGUGAUUUGGCAACGUUGCCGUGUAGCCCUUUGUUUGCCCGUUUUGCGCCCGGGUCGUUGUCUGGGUCCUGCACGCGCAUGCAGCUCCAGACCGGCGCACUGAGUCCCGAGGAGGCGAGCUGAACGGACGCCCUGCCUCAUGCAGGAGCCGGUGAUCAUCAAGACCCCUAUUCGGAACUACGUGCACCAAACCUUCGACCCGCACGGUUUCGAAGCUGAUCGACUUGCCCAGCCCAGCGACAUCGCCGAGUACAAGGAUGUACAUAACCUGUUGAAAACGGACAAAGCACGUGAUGAGAUCAUAGUAUCGAUCCAGAAGAUCCAGAACAGGGAAACUUAUCGUCAGUUCUGGGCAGAGGUUGAAGAGUACAAGCUGUGCAAGCCUAACGCGUACGUGUACAAGCUGCUGCAUCAUGGAACUGGCGAGCACAGCACGCACGGCAUCGUGCAAAACAACCUGCAGAAGGUGUUCAUAGACUUGCAAGACCACCCACAACAAUGCCUUUUGAAUAUGCAAUCAUGUUAGUAUGCGUCAAAAGCUGAGAAAUCUGGGUCCAAAUUGGGCCUGAAAAUUUUGAAAUAUUUAGAUUGCAAAACUUUAAUGAUGUGAUCCACGAGUUGCGACUUUUCAAAAACCUAAUGGACCGGUUUAAAAUAAGGCUGGGCACAUAAGGACGACGGCGACGACUUUUUUGGUAAGGGUUGGUUCGAGGGGGAAACGACUGUUAAACUUUGUGUCAGCCGGAUUACAGAUUACCCGGAUUACCUCCGGAGUGUCCUCCGGAUUACGUUGCUUUUUCUCUAGGAUUACCCCGGAUUACCCGCAAAAUUUUCCCGGAUUACCCCAAAAUUCCCCCGGAUUACCACGGAUUUUUUAGAAUUUCCUCGGAUUACCCCUGCCGGAUUACCUUUCGGCUGUCAGCCGGAUUACCUUAGUCGUUUCCCCCUCGGGUUGGUUACAUAAGGACUUGACUUUUAUUUACAUGUAUUUAGAUUGUAAGCUGAUUUUAUUGUAUUGCUAUUUAGAAUAAGUUUAAAAA